Molecule: messenger RNA, 2502 nt
Organism: Lottia gigantea (owl limpet)
Lineage: Eukaryota; Metazoa; Mollusca; Gastropoda; Lottiidae
Exons: 11
Coding region: 75-1733 (552 amino acids)
Biological process (GO): transmembrane transport
Cellular component (GO): membrane
Molecular function (GO): transmembrane transporter activity
Source: RefSeq, a predicted model, not a curated record
GGUCGAUUAAUGUAGGUGGUAUUGGAGUUCACCAGCUCGACAAAUACCUGUGACAUUCUGUAUAACAAAUCAAGAUGUAUUUUGAUGAUAUAUUAAAACAGAUUGGAGAGUUUGGUUUAUAUCAGAAGAAAUUAUAUUUUGUCUUAUGUCUUCAACCUGUAGCUUCGGGAUUAUUACAGUUAUUGUCCAUUUUUACUCUUGCAUCUCCAGACCACAGAUGUGCUAUACCUGGUUAUGAUAAUGAUACAUUUUCACCUCAAGAUGAAAAUCAUAGAGAAUUAAUAAACAGCUCAAUACCCGAAUCUUCGAAAUGUUUCUUACAAAAUACUACAAUAGAUAUAUAUGGUAAUAUUAGUAUUGUUCAAUAUAAAUGUAAUUCGUGGGUUUAUGAUACGACCACAUUUACAUCAACACUCGUAACGGAGUUUGAUCUAGUAUGUGAUAAUUCUGUUAAGAAGAGUAAUGCUGUUAUGUUGCUAUUUUUGGGAUUGUUAGUGGGAUAUGGUGUAAUGGGGAACGUUGCUGAUUUUAUUGGACGUAAACCAUUGAUGGUGGUAUCCAACUAUUUGUGCUGUAUCUGUUCAUAUCUUACUGUAUGGUCACCUAACUAUAUAUUUCUCUUAGCAAUGAGAUUCUGUAUGGGGCUGGGAAUGGCGGGUCAAUCUCUUGCCAUCUAUAUAAUCGGAGUAGAAUUAGUUGGACCAUCGAAACGAAGAUUUACAGGUAUUUUAAGUAAUUUCUACUGGUGUUUUGGGAUGAUUUUGAUGUCUGUUUUGGGAUAUUUCAUACGAGAUUGGAGAUAUCUGAGAUUAGCAGUAUCUGUGUAUACUACAGUAUUAUUAACUUUUGUUUGUUUGAUACCAGAAAGUCCUCGAUGGCUAUUAACCAGAGGUUAUAAUGCCAAGGCUCAUGCUCUCAUACAAAAAGCAGCAGAAGUCAAUAAAGUUGAACUAGACGACGAAACUUUGAAGAAAUUAUGUGUCUCAGAUAAGGUCACUAAACUCCGGUUUUGGAAAAUCUUCACGUCAAAAACAUUAUGUGUUCGAACAUUAGUUUGUUACACUUGCUGGUUUGCAGCAAGCAUUACCUACUUCGGAAUAAUCUUGAACUUAGAAUUAUUGGUUGGUAAUAUCUAUCUCAAUCUCUUCGUGGCAUCAAUUCUAGAAGUCGUUUGUUAUCUACUAGUGUUCCUGUUAUUGGACAGAUUAGGCAGAAAAAAUCUCAUGUGUAUUUGUAUGUUGAUGGGAGUGUUAUCGCUAACAGCAGCUGUAUUUGUUAUCAUGUACACUCCGGAAAAUUUGAAAUGGUUGAUGACAGUAUGUGCACUAGUUGGUCAAUUUGGUGUAACUUGUGUCUUUGCUAUUCUGUGGUUGUAUACUGGUGAAUUGUUUCCAACAGAAUUAAGGAAUAUUGGAACAGGUACAAGUUCAGCCAUGGCUCGUGUGGCUUCGUUGGCGGCACCAUAUUUUGGUCUUAUCAGUAGUUUUUUAACUGGUCCUAUGAAAGAAACAGCACCAUUUAUAUUAUAUGCUGGAGUGUGCUUGGUGGCUUUAAUAUUAGCAUUCUGUUUAUUACCAGACACCUCAAAGAAACGUCUACCUGAAACUAUCCUUGAUACUAUACAUUUUACAGAAGAAAAAAGUAUAGAGAGUUUUUGUAGUAGCAGUGAAAGCGGAAGUGGAUCAGGAAAAGAAUUACUUCCGGUUAAAAAAAAUGAUAAUUUGAUUAUUUGAACUCUGGAAAUGUAAUACAUAAAGAUAGCAUCGAUAGCACAAAACGAUGUUUUUAUUGAAUGUAUUAUACAAUUUAGGAAAGAGAUUUGAAUUUUUCUAUAACUUCUUUGUAACAUUUCAUCAAAACUCUUUUUAAAAGUGACAUUGAAAUAAGCAUACACUAGUCUAAAUACAAUAUAAUAUUAUAUAUGAGAGUUUUUGCAAAUUAUACAUUGACUUAAAAGCAUGCAAAACCCUUGCAAACUACAACAACUGGAGUUUAGAGAACGUAAUUUAAUUCAGGGAGUUAAUUUCAAGAAACGCUUUAAUGAUUCGUGAAUGUUACAGAAUAAGAUUUGUAUUCGUUAUAGAAUACUAGUGCAAACGUUGUCCAGCUUCGUUUUGAACACUUUCAAAUUGGCAUCAACCUGUCUGAUCGGGUAUGCAUAUCGAACAGGAAACGAUUAUCAGAACAAUGCAUAUUGUAUUCUUGUAAGUAAGGUCAAAGUUAGAAAGGUGCAUGCUCUGAAUACCUCUUAGUAUUAAUUUUUACAAGUAAUAUUAUAUAUGAACCUUUUUUAUUAUAUAUGAAAAUAAUUUUCAAUAGUAUCUAUUUAUUAUCAUUUUUGUGUUCAUAACGAAUCGCUGGUUAUUAUUUUAUUUUUCAUCGUAUCUAUUUUGCCUGUCAUCGAAAUUCUGUACUCUGAUGCUCAUCUAAAUGCGAUUUUUAUUAUUAGAAAUAUGUAUCGUAAUCUGAUUGGGUUAAUAUAUUAAAAUUAUGUUCAAGUUC